Messenger RNA from Parasteatoda tepidariorum (common house spider), 3788 nucleotides. RefSeq names its product inhibitor of nuclear factor kappa B kinase subunit beta (gene IKKbeta). The record is from RefSeq and is a predicted model, not a curated record. Gene Ontology annotation, biological process: tumor necrosis factor-mediated signaling pathway; peptidyl-serine phosphorylation; positive regulation of transcription by RNA polymerase II. Gene Ontology annotation, cellular component: IkappaB kinase complex; cytoplasm. Gene Ontology annotation, molecular function: ATP binding; IkappaB kinase activity. Lineage: Eukaryota; Metazoa; Arthropoda; Arachnida; Araneae; Theridiidae.
GCAAUCGUUCGUAAAUAGUCGAAAUAAAGCAUAUUUCGAAUGCAUUUAUAGAAACGCAUCAAACUCAAAAGUUGAAAAGAUGUAGUGCUGCUCUUUAUUUCUUCCUUUUACUGUGCACCCCAUAUUGUUGAUAUUUUGUAUUUGACGUCGGAUGUUAAAUAGCGGAAGAAUUUGUUCAAACCAAUUUAUAUAUUAUUGUUUUUCCAUUAUUAUUAAGUAAAAAUGGUUUAAACUUACGUUGCAAUUUGUUAUAAAUGUAAACUUCUUUAAAAUUGUUUUGUUUGUGAUUAUCAAUUUAUUAUGAAAGAAAGUUUUCAACAAGUUUCAUUUUGAGAUAAUUUCGUAAUUAUGCAAAAUAAAUCAUAUUAAAAACUUUAAUUGAUUCUUUGACGCAUGAUUACAUUUGAUAAUCAUUUCUUAUCAAAUUUUUUAUAUAAAAGUGACAUUUUGCAAUUGUCAAAGAAACUAAAUGGCCACUAGUCAAUAUGCAGAAGAAGUGGGUUGUUGGAAGCGGGAAAAUGUUUUGGGAACUGGAGGAUUUGGAUAUGUGGUGCUAUGGCGAAAUAAGGAAACGAAUGACACAAUUGCAUUAAAAGAAUGUCGUUGGGGUCAUGAUCCUGCUAUGACACCAAAGCAUAGAAAUCGUUGGAAGUUAGAAGUAGAUAUGAUGUCCCGUCUGGAUCAUCCCAAUGUUGUCACUGCAAUACCUGUACCUCCUGAGCUUGAUGUGCCUCCUACUGAAUUACCAUUACUAGCCAUGGAGUAUUGUAGCAAUGGGGAUCUUCGUAAGUUAUUGAGUAAACCAGAAAACUGCUGUGGCUUGAAAGAAAAGCAUGUAAGGCUUAUAAUGAGGCAUGUCUCUUCAGCCAUUAAUUACUUGCAUUCCAUGAGAAUCAUCCACCGGGAUUUAAAACCAGAAAAUAUUGUUAUACAAAGCCAAAAUGAAAAUGUAGUAUAUAAGCUCAUUGAUUUAGGAUAUGCUAAAGAGCUUGAUCAGGGUAGUCUUUGCACUUCCUUUGUUGGCACUCUUCAAUAUUUAGCACCUGAAUUGUUCAUGUCUCAGAAAUAUUCUUGCACGGUAGAUUAUUGGAGUCUAGGUCUUGUAGCACAUGAAGUUAUUACAGGAUCUCGUCCAUUUCUUCCAGAUAAAUCUCCUGCUGAAUGGAUUCCCAUUAUUCGACAAAAGAAUUUUGAUCAGAUUCGUGCUUAUUUAGAUGAAGAUAAAAACAUUGUAUUUUCUUCUGAAAUAGCACCGUGCUAUUAUAUCUCCGACGCAUUCAAGCAAGAUGUUGAAGAAUGGUUGCAAUUAAUGUUAGAUUGGAAUCCUAAGAAAAGAGGGAGAAAGGGAGAUGUCACAUUUUUCUCCCUUUUAGAGACUAUUUUAAACAAAAAGGUUGCUGUUGUAUUUUGUGUUGAAACCUUAAAACUCUACAAUUUGAUAGUUACUGAUGGAAUGAGCUAUCAAGAUUUCUGUGUGCAACUUGAAAUGAAGACGGGUAUUCCAGUUGCACAGCAAGAACUUUUUCUUUCUAAUGGUCAUUUCCCAGAUACUCGAAAGGGUGCUGAACAGUUUGUUUGCAACUUAGAAGAAGAGGAGCAGGUCACUUACUUAUUUGAUUUGAAAAAUACGUCUUCAUUGCCAUUACCGUCAUCUGCUACUUAUAUUUCACCUUCUGUUGAAGCCAUGAUGAGGAAACCACUUGAGACUGUGGAUUAUCUACAACAACGUUCAGUUUGGGCUGAAGCUGUUCAUUUAUGCCAACAAGAAUGCAUUCGAACUUCAAGAGUUUCAAAUGCCUUUAAAGCAUAUGUAACAAACUUAGUUGCAAAAAAUUCAAGUGCUCACAAAAGUGUCUCUCGCAUGACUGCCGAAAUGAAUAAAUUGAUGGCAAAAUGUUCCUUUUUAAAACGCGGUCUUGAGUUGGACAUCAAAUAUUAUAAGAAGCAAUAUAAAAGGGGUGGAUUUUCUUCCCCACAAAUGAUUGAGGACUGGGAAAGAACUCAUGAAAAUUUGCAAAAAAUUGAGCUUUUGAAACAAAAGGUUAUAAAUGUGGAAGCUUGUUAUUCAAAUAUUUCAAGUCAUGCUGUACAUCUUCAUAAAUCACCUCUUGCUAGGACAAAACUUAUAGCUCCCAUUGAAGAAACAUAUAAGAAAGUUUUGGACUCUAUUUCAAAUCUCAGGAAACGAUCGAAAGAGCAGAGAAGGAUACCACAUGAUAAUACAGACUUUGUGAGAUGUCUGUGCUUGUGUUUGCAGCACAAUCAUGCUCAAACUCAGGAGUUGUUAACACACAUUAGGAAAGUAAAGCAAGUGAAACAAGAUAUUGAUGAAUCAUCACCUCUGAUUAUUAACUUAUCAUUAGAAAUGUCUGAAUGGGAUGCUCAAAUUGAUGGUUGGCAAUCGCAGAGGCAACGAGAAAUAUGGGCACUGGUUGAUACAUUGUGCAAUAAAAUAAAACAAUCUGAUGGGGCCAAAUCACCUUCUCCUGUAUGUGGCUCUCCUCAAAUCAGACCUGAAUCUAGUGAUCAAGCUGUGUUCAGACGAUGUAGCCCUGAUCCUGGUCAAAGUUAUAUGUUGGAAACUCGGAAACUAGCAAGCUUAAGUAACAUCUCUCCUCCUGUUAUCAUUCCACCACCUAACCAAAGAUCUCUCAGUCGAUGUUCUACUCAUUCCAAAGAAGACAGUAGUAUUCAAAGGCUAAGCCAAAGCUCUAUGUCCAUUAGUGGAUCUAUGCCCUUGUCAUUUAUUUUAGAUGAGACAUCUAAAGACAACCAAAGAGUAAAACAAGAAAACCAAGAAUUAGUUGAAAAAUUUCAAUCUAUGAUGGAACUUUUACUGAGUUACAAAGAUUCUGAUGCAACCGAGACACUAAAAUAAUAACGGGAACUUUACUUUUGUGUAUUGAACUAGAAGUUGUGAAUCAAUAAUUUAGUACUUUAUGUCAAGUCAAAACAUUCUAAGCAUAUUUUAUAUUUGUUACUUUAUAAUUCCAAUUCUCUUUAUUAUGAGUUUAAUUGUUAUUUGAUCUCUUAAUUUUUUUGAUCAUUGAUAUCUAUAUUGUGUAUAUAUUCCAUGUUUUUAGAAUGAUUCUCAAGAGGACGCUAUACUGUGGUAAGAGCUUUUAAUGCAAAUUUUGUUUUACAGUUUUCUUCUAUACUCUGUAAUCUUGCCAUAAUUUGUUUGCUUUUGAUGUUUAGAAGGAAAAAUCAAACAUUUACAACUUCAUGGUUUUCUCUAGAUUGCCCGAACUCCCUUUUACUAUACUUGAAAUUUUAAAUUACUACUGCAGUAUAGAGUCCUUCUAAGGGCUAGUGGAAUUAUUUUUAAAGUUUUAACAACUAGUUGACAGUUGAUUAUUGCGUAGAUAUUUCAUUAUCUUUAGAUGUUAUUAAAUGUACAUUCUCAGGAUAGUGCCUUUUUGCUAUUGUUUGUUCAAAAAUAUCUGUUGCAGCAACUGUGUCAAUUGUAAGUACCUGAAGUUGAUAUGAGUUAUUAAUCCACAUUGCCGUUUUUAUUGUUAUUGGUACUGAAAAAAUUUAAAAAUACAAAUGAUUGUAAUAAAUGUGGUGAUUUUUCUGUAUAAUAUUGUUAAAAUUUAUGCCAGUUCUGAAUUGAGUCUAAUUAAAAUUUUGUCUUGGGGGCUCAGAGGCCCCCAUCAGGGGGGAAGGUGGGUGCACGAUGAGCCCACUUGAAGCUUGGGGGGAAUUUUUGUACUAAAUAAAACGAAUAGUUUUGGGGGGGAAUUUAGAAUUGCCCAAAAAUGUGCCCAACGAGGGCCGGGAUAGCC